UAUAGACCUGAUGCUGUUAAAAAACAAUGGAUUUUCUAAAGGCAACUGUCACGAUAUUGCCCAUGAUAUGUUUUGCAUUGUGUUUUGCGACGAUAUAUGCAGCAAGACAUGAUCCCGAUACUAAAGAAGCGUGCAGGACAUACGAGCAAUUUAAAACUGUGCAAGAACAGUUGAGCCAUGACGACAUCGAUGAUGUAACUAUUGCAAAUCUAAAAAAUGAUGUGGAUAUUAUACUACGAUUGAAAACAACCAAAAGAUUUCCGCAUCUUUUAUUGUAUGACUCUGGCUUGAUUGUAUUCGGAAUUGAUUUGAACAAGAAACUCAAAAAACUAAGCAAGACCUCGCAAAGAAUUUUAGCUAGUGUCAACACUCUGACCCAACUUCUUGAUAAUACCACAGUGAGUGAUACACUUAAAAAGAAUUUCGAAGAAUACAUUGUUGAGAUGAAAUCUGAUGUAUCUGAUGACGAUAUGAGUUAUAAAGAGUUUCUUCAGCGCGAAGAUAUUUUUGAACAUUACAACACAAUGAUUUCAAAGCAGGCCCUAACAGAUGGACACAAUGAAGCUUUGGUAAAAGCUCUAAUGAACACAAUGAAGUCUCAGAGUAAAUGGGUCAGCUCUGUGAAAAAUCUAUACAAGAAUUACAAAAAUGGUGCAUUUCGUUUAGCGACAGUUAGACCAUACUUCAAUCAGAUGUGUAAAGGACAAUAUGAGUGCAAGGGAAAGGAUGAUUGGACACUUGUUGGAACUACCUGCUUUUUAACAGUCUUUUCAACAAAAUCAUUUUCGAAAGCGCAAGCUGACUGUGUCACCCGUGGCGGUAAUUUGGCCUCAAUUCAUAGUACAAGAGAUAUGGACCACAUACGAGAUGUGCUUCAAAACCAAAGCCAAGCGUUCUACAUAGGAUUGAAUGAUAUAGCAAAUGAAGGUACUUUUGUUUGGCCCGACGGCUCACCAGUCAAUUUCCUUGCUUGGGCAACUGAAGAAGGGUUGAAGGAGGGUGUGUUUGGCCUGUACGAUGAUUGUACGCAGGUUAUGCCACCUGCAUGGGGAUUCGAUGGAGAUUGGAGGAACGUACCGUGUGCUGGGGUACACGGAGGCUACUUCUGCAGCAAGCAUGCAGUUUUAUCUCAAGGAUGAUUGUUGAUAGAAUGACUGUCAAAAUUGUAAGCAGGCGGGAAUAUCAGAAUAUAAUGUUGCAUGGAAAUAAAACACUCAUUUAUUACACAAAAUAGACUGGAACUUUGAUGUUCGUUCUCGAGUCA
This is a messenger RNA of Owenia fusiformis, 1264 nucleotides long. The record is from the annotation of a GenBank genome assembly. NCBI's taxonomy places the organism in Eukaryota, Metazoa, Annelida, Polychaeta, Sabellida, Oweniidae.